Messenger RNA from Ilyonectria robusta, 492 nucleotides. RefSeq lists its product as uncharacterized. The transcript has a single exon. Lineage: Eukaryota; Fungi; Ascomycota; Sordariomycetes; Hypocreales; Nectriaceae. Gene Ontology annotation, biological process: guanosine tetraphosphate metabolic process. The record is from RefSeq and is a predicted model, not a curated record. The coding region runs from base 1 to 492 and encodes 163 amino acids.
AUGUCCACCAAGGGAGUAGUGCAGUACAGAGCUAAGAAAUAUGACUCGUUGGAGAAAAAGCUGAAGGAUAUGACAAAAGAUCCCAGUUUCAGAGAUUGGGUCACUAAGGAAAAGGACAUUUACAAACAUGAUGAGAUGGGGGACCUUGCUGGGGUUCGCAUUGGGUUGUACCUCCCCAGAGACGUUGUCAAGGUCGCAAAGGAGAUUAAGAAGCGCUUCGACAUGAAACGUCUUUUUGGUACAGUCACGGGUGGGCGAGGCGCUACCGAGGGCAGAAAGCUGGAUCUUCAGAAACAUGGAAAUGGGCCGUGGUACUCUCAAGACGUCAAUGGGGCCGAUGAACACUGGGAACACUACGGAUACAAGUCGUGGAAAAUGGUGGUCGAAUGGAAAAAGCCUCUGCCCAAGGGUGUCACUUCGUCAAGGGUAGAGAUCCAGAUAGGGACGGUGGUAUCGCAAGCGUGGGCCGAAGUGCAACGGCAUCAUCUAUAA